Molecule: messenger RNA, 1652 nt
Organism: Cheilinus undulatus (humphead wrasse)
Lineage: Eukaryota; Metazoa; Chordata; Actinopteri; Labriformes; Labridae
Product: myb/SANT-like DNA-binding domain-containing protein 2
Exons: 2
Coding region: 40-897 (285 amino acids)
Biological process (GO): positive regulation of DNA-templated transcription
Cellular component (GO): nuclear body
Source: RefSeq, a predicted model, not a curated record
AGAAACCGUCCCAUCGCUGCAGAAGAUAAACACAGCAUCAUGGAUAUUCGUGGCUGGAGUGUGAAGGAAACUCACUGCCUUAUUUCUCUUUGGUCUGAAGGUACAAUCCAGGAAAAGCUGAAGGACACGUACCGUAACCGGUCCAUUUAUGAGGAGAUUUCUCGGGAUAUGGUGAACAAUGGCUUCGAGCGUUCAUGGAAACAGUGUCAACGUAAAAUUAAACAUUUAAAGUCAAUGUACAGGAAGGAAAAAGAAUCAAAUAACAACACCGGCCGUGACAAAUUAUCUUGGCCCUUUUUCGAUGAAUUACAUAAUGUUUUAGGAGACCAACCUGCUUUCUAUCCCGCUGAAGGAGAGGUCCUGGACUCUGAACUGGACGGUAAUGAAGAUGAGCCUCUCCAAUACCAAACACAGGAGGUAAAACCAGCGCCUGAGGAGGAUUUCCUGGAGUCAAAGAUUAUUGGAGGUGAAUUUGAACCUCUUCAAAUUAAAACAGAGGAAGACACAGAGCCAGUCACCACGGAGAGGGUCCAAAUAACAGCGGAAACACGGACUGAGGACGGCCGAAGAGAUGAUAUCACAGGACAAGAAAUUCCCUCAGCUUCAUCAUCUCAGGCUUCUCCGUCUGCAUCAUCCCGGCCCUGCAAGAGACGUCUUUCCUUUAGCAGAGGCUCAACCCGCAAGAAGAAGUCAAAAUUCGAGACAGCCCUGGAAGCCUUCACCGCUGCUUUGAGCAACAAUAGUCGGGACGAGGAGCUACUCCUGAAGAUGCAGCGGGAACAGCACGCUCAUGAAGAGAAACUUUUUAGAAUGCUGAUGCAAUCCAUCACAUCGCUAGCACACUGCAGGCACUGUCAUGCAAAUGCUUGCACUCCUGAAUCAGAGUCACCAAAAUAAAAGAGGAACUGCCAUAUAUCAAAAGACUAGAACAAAAUAGACUGAAAUGUAGAACAAGAUACCAGUCACAUAAAUGCCUUUUUCAUAUGUGGACUCCUGAACAUUUCUUCAAUAGUUCAGACUGGUUGCUUCUCAGAUCUUUAAUUGUUCCUACAUGAGUCUCAAAGCAGGAGACUAUUUCUGCCUUAUUGAAAAAAGGACUGACAUGGAAAUGGCGGACGAGCAACAGAGUUUGACACUGGUUACAGUGGUCACAUACUGAUUAAUUAUGAAUUAAAUAUUAUCCAAUGUAAACUGAAGUUCCAUUUUCUGAAAUGGUCAGCUGUUAGAGUCCAGGUUCAUAGUUAUAUUAUUUUGAGUAAAACACUCCUCUUCCUUCCUCUCAGUCACAGCGGUCUCAAAAUAUUUUGUUUCCUUUCCUAUCAAAAGUUGUAUGGUUUUUUUUUUCUUCUUAAACCUCCCACUGUAUUUACCAAAGUAAUGUCAUUAUGUACACUCAAACCUUUGUUUUGGAAAGCAUCCUCGUUAUUUUUAAAGCAAAUUUAUAAAACAGUCAGUCACCAGCUGAAGAAAUCAGCUGAAAGCUCAUGCUGCUCAACACCAUUAAAAAACAGCCUGAAAAUUUCAGGAAGUUUUCAGGAGUUUUGUGUAUGUGAAAACACAAAUCCUCUUGUGACAAUAGUCUUUUUUUCUCCCAUCUUUAAUGGGUACAGCCCUGAUUUAAAAAAUCAGACACUGGGAGAAAAAUGAAUAAA